Didymodactylos carnosus is the source of this 3082-nucleotide messenger RNA. The record is from the annotation of a GenBank genome assembly. NCBI's taxonomy places the organism in Eukaryota, Metazoa, Rotifera, Eurotatoria, Philodinida, Philodinidae.
GAUAUGCCUUUAAUGACACUUAUUAAUCGUCUAAUUGCAUCACAGUCAUUUUACUUUGUGUUAAAUACAGAUAACGGUACCAACGGCAAUAAUCCUAAAGCUCCAAAUGGUGACAUACCAGCGAUAUAUUUUCUUGGAAAGUUGAUUAUAUCGAAUGUUGUAUUUAUUCCCCACGCUCAUCCAUCGAUACCAGUAUAUCAAGUGUAUGGUACACCUUUCUUCGCAUCCAACAUAUCAUAUCAAGUUCAUAAUUUACCACGUUACAUAGGCAUUGAUUACGAAAAGAACCAAUCAUUAUCAUGGUAUAUGGGAGAUAACCAUAUAGAUGCAUGUAAUUUCGGUAAAAUAACAUUCUGCCAUGUUCUACCACCGAUUGUUCAUCAAAGAAUCGAGCACGCUUGUUUAAACAAUAUGUUCGUUGAUAACCAGGAUCAUACAUGUUCGUACAUUGAAUCGUUGCUGAAAUCUCCAUAUUUCCGAAAUAUUCACGAUAAUGUCUGGAUAAUUUCAGUUUCGGAUGAUACAUACUGUGUAAUGGCAACAGAACAAAAUGAUGAACCAACUCAAAUAAAUGAUGUAAAUAUUAAAAAUUUUGCCAUUAUCAAACUACCUUGUAAAUCUACAUUAAAUUGUAAACAUCAAAUAUCGUUAAGAAAUGCGAACUGUCAAUCGUCCAUUGAUUAUUAUCUUGCAAGUGGUGGGCAUUAUUCGAAAAAUGAUAAAUUAUUAGAACUGUUGAACAUGGACACAUUCAACGAUUCGAUGUUAUUAGGCUUUGUGAAUGAUGCCAAUCAUAUAAAUAUGAUAAGUAAAAAUAUGUCAAAGAUACAACGUGAUCAAAAAGACAUACAGUCGUUCACUAUUAAUGUUUCCGAUUACACACAAAAAGGUAUCGAAUUAAAUGAUACUUUAGCCAUUGCGGCAACAGUUACGCUGAUUGAACGAACUUUAAAGUCGAGGCAUAAUGAAAUAUGUAAUCGAGAUACAUUAACAAAUGUCAUAAAAUCUUCAAUGAAAAAAUUAGUCCAACGCCGAAAAGAAGAAAAUAAUAUAUCAGGACAAAUGACUCUUCAGUUACCAGUACACAGUGUCGAAGAUGACAAAGAAACUGUCAGAUUAAAAUCAAAAAAUCCUGUGAAACUUAUUAUCAGCAAGACGGGCUGUGUGUUCGAUGCAAUAAAAGGUGCACUAACCUUAGACCAGCCAAUAGCAACAACAAAAGCUACAGAUGAGAUCGAUUUAACAGUAGGUGUUGAACAAUCGAAUGAUAAAAAAAAGAAAAAAGCUGGAAGGAAACGAGUACUUAAAGAGGAUGAAAUUAUCGUAAAAAUUGACAUUUCGUCAUUUAUCGAAAGAAACGAAAGUCUUAAAAACGAAGACUAUAUAUUACAACUUAUUCGAUUUGUCAUGGAAAUUGCAACGGACAAUAACUCAACGAGUACUCAACAUACAAUUGAAAAACAAAUAAGAAGUCAACUCAAUAAGCUGAGAUAUACACAUAAGCAAAAUUGUAAAGCAGGAAAGAAGAAAAAGUCGUUAAACUGGCCAACGAAAGUUAUAGCUAUUACGCUAGACAUUCGACAAAAUGAAAAAAAGACACCAGAAACAUUCGUUUUCAGCAUUGAUAUGGAUGAUAACAAAAGCCUUAAUAACAGACAUUUCAGUUCAUUUAUUCAUGACGACAUUAACUGUUCUGGAGAUAUUAUAACUGAAGAAGAGGUGUUUGGUACGAAAUCAACGGUUACAAUAUUAUCAGAAGAUGAUGUACAAGUAGCAAUUGAUUCUUCCAUAGUUUCAUAUAUGAUCAACGACAGUAUCAAACUAGCGAAUUUCAUAAGAACAAUCAAAAGUCGACUAGUUAAUUUAGGUGUUGCUCAAGGUCGUAUUAACUGGACAGCAAUUCGUCGGUCGCUAAUCAGACGUGUUAGUACUAUUGUAUCGACAGAAGAAUUAAAAGCGGGUGAAAUCCUCAAUCUAACAUUUAAACUUAUUCCACUAACAGAAACCAUGAACCUGUCUAAUAGGCAAACAAGAUUAACGACAAAUCCUAAUCGUAAAUUAAAAUUUGAUGAAUACGAUCUACAAGAGUUCAUGAUCGAUACAGAGACAACAAUAAUGAAAGAUGAAAAACUAAUGGAGAAUCAUUAUUUUAGAAGAUUUCUUCUGUGGAAAUUAAAAAACUAUGUUUCUGAUUCGGCAUUUACAGAAUUAAAUAAUUUAGAGGAUAAAUAUAAUGUCAAGUGUCCAAACUUCUCCAAAAUCCGGCAACUUCGGCAGACAUAUAUCAAAUGGCUUCCGUUAAAAACUACAACCUGGGGAUCAUAUAUGCACGUAAAACAUGCCAUUGUGUUAUUGACAAACAUAAAUCCAGAAAUACUGAAUAAUUUAAAAGAUAAACGCACAUUACAUUUUCGUUUAUGUCAAGAUGGUACUUGGUUCGGCCGGCGUCUGAAUUGUAUAGUGUCAGCAUUAGGCUGGGUGGAUGCUGGCGAACAUUAUCAAAAUCCUUUUAAUUUGGUACCGUUAUCAUUUGUUAGAGUAGUGAAAGAAAAUCGGGACAAUAUCGAACAAGCAUUAACACCAGAUUUUAUCAAAAUGUUCAAGCCAGGACAAGUAAUCGAACUGCGAGGUGUGGAAUAUAAUAUCGUCUUUUCAUAUUCAGCUGAUUUCAAAAUGGUAUCACAGAUUAUGGGUCUCUCAGGUCCAUGCUCAUACCACUUUUGUAACUGGUGUAAAAUAACCAAAAUAAAAUUAUCAAGUAAGAAAUACGAAAUAUGAAAACUUUAGAAAGGAGCGAUCCGCAUAAGGCUGGUAAUCGGCUCACUUUAUUUUUCUCCCCAAAAUGAUUCUGUGAGUAGUACAAAAGUAUUAUCAGCCGGUUUUAAGUAAUUUCGCGUACUUUUGGUAACUAAAUUCGAGUAGUUCUUCGUCAGUAAGGCGUCAGUAGCUCACCCUCAAAGAUCAGCUAUAGGUUACGUAAAAAGUGUUUUUCGUAUGUUUCUUUCACGUAGGCGACUAUAUAAAUAUAUCAUUGGAUAAUCCCCAAAAUUCUGUACGGAAUGUGUGUGACAUAACAGUUAAC